UAAUCUUCAAGUGGAUCCGUCUUAGUUUCUAAAGUCAUAAAGAUACCGUUCGGGACGCACGCGUAUCUCGCCCUGUCACUUUCGAUUUUACUUUAAUUUCCUCCGGAAAAUACCCAACCGUAAAUAAGGACCGUCUUAAUCUUUUUUAUCGAGUAAUGCUCUUAUGAAUAUUCAAAUAUGUCGUUAGACAAUCUCAUAGUCGAAUGCUCGACCCCGAUCGAUGAUAGCGAAACGGAAAAUCGUGAAAAUGCUGACGAAAAACUGUCGUCGGAAAAUGUGGAUACAGUGUCGAGUGGGAAAAUCUUCGCGCCUAAGAUAACUCCGGAGAAUCCAGUGGUGGUGAAGAGUGUUCCGUUGGGGAAAACACCGAUGUCGAGCAUGGAGGAGGAGAAUUUGAGGGAAAGGUUGCACGUGGCUCAACUGAAAAAAUGCGCCGAAUUUGUGUCACAGGAACAGAGAUACACAAGGGAUACUUUUAAGAGGUUGUUUAUGAAUAAGUCUCUACUGGAACAAAUCUUCUAUCUAUUCGACCGGGAAGGUGACCUCUGUCUGGAACAGGAAAAAUGGAUGGAAUUUUUGAAGCAACGACUCAGGGAUGAAAAACAAAUUGAUUUUGCAGAGCAAUUGGAGAGUGUUGCUUAUUGCCUUUGUGGCGAAAGUCCCAUAAACCUAAAUCAAUUUUACCAAAUAUUCCACACGAGAGGGAUAAUCGACAAAUUAUUCAGAGUAAUAGACCAUCAAAACACUGGAUCCAUAGCGGCAGAAACCAUCAUGGAAUUUCUAGCCACAAUAACAAACAACAGGCCUAGGAGUGGUUUCGAUCAAGGCAGCUUAGAAAGAUUAGAAAAAUUAUUCAGGCAAACAGUUGGAAACGAGAAGGAAAUAAAAAUUGAAGACUUCAAGAAAAUAGUGAUUUCGAAAAAUCCUUUCUUCAUUGAACGAGUCUUUCAAAUCUUCGAUAAGGACAAUUCUGGAUCGAUUUCCUUGCAAGAAUUUUUAGAUGCGAUGCACCAGUUUGCCGGUCAAAGUCCAGAAGUUAAGAUCCGUUUUCUAUUCAAAGUAUAUGAUUUAGAUGGCGAUGGUCUGAUACAGCACAGGGAACUUCAACAUGUUAUGCGGGCAUGUAUGGAAGAAAACGGUAUGCAUUUCAGCGAGGAACAAAUAGACGACUUAACACAUGCCAUGUUCGAAGAUGCUGAUACGGAUAACAGGGGUGCCAUCACAUAUGAAGCCCUGAAGAGCCAACUGGAAAAGCAUGGCGGUCUCCUAGAGAAUUUGUCCAUCAGCAUCGACAGAUGGCUCAUACCACCAAAGCCUCAGCCACCAUCGCCAUCAUUCGUGAAAAGACUACUUUCUCUGAGGCCUUACCAGCUGACCUGGCCAUAUUUCAAAAACAACCAAGUGUACUUGAUUUUCCUGGCGUUUUUCGUGUUAGUCAACGCAGUCCUCUUCAUUACCAGAUCCUAUCAAUACAGGAAAUCGAAUUGGUACACAAUCUUCGCGCGAGCUUGUGGACAGUGUUUGAAUUUCGACUGCAUGUUUGUAUUGGUCCUGAUGCUUCGAAAAUGCAUCACAUUCUUAAGAACCAGAGGUUUCAGUUCCAUACUUCCAUUAGAUCAACACAUUUAUUUCCACAAGGUAACUGGAAUGCUGAUAUCCCUCCUGAGUUUGUGGCAUACGGUGAUGCAUUGUUGCAAUUUCUCUAUGGUUGUUGUGAACGAUCCUGUCAUAAAUAAGAAUAACUAUACGAUUAGUGAAUGGUUGUUUACACCAAAGCCAGGGUUGUUUGGACUUAUCGGAGGAUGGGCUAACCCUACAGGUGUGGCACUGGUCUUCAUUUUACUAUUGAUGGUUCCUUGUUCCCAAAAAUUUGUUAGACGAGGAGGAUGCUUCGAGAUAUUUUAUUGGACUCAUCUGAUGUAUAUUCCAUUUUGGAUACUCCUUCUUAUUCAUGGACCGAAUUUUUGGAAAUGGUUCGCUCUACCUGGCAUUAUUUAUAUUAUCGAACGGUUGAUGAGGUUCUAUUGGAUGAAAUACUGUCCGGACCGUGGAAAAACUUACAUCAGCUCAGGUCUCUUGCUUCCUUCCAAAGUAACUCAUCUGGUGAUAAAAAGACCAAUGAAUUUUCACUUCCACGCUGGAGAUUAUGUUUUCGUAAAUAUUCCAGUAAUAGCCAAAUAUGAAUGGCAUCCUUUUACCCUGAGCAGUGCUCCAGAACAAGAAGAUUACAUGUGGCUUCAUAUCAGAGGAGUUGGUGAGUGGACCAACAGGCUUUACGAAUAUUUCGAAAAAGAGCAGGAAAGACUCCAUAACGGAGACAUACAGGGUGUACCAGUUCCGACGAAAAAGAGGAACUCGAAAGAUUCUGGAAAUAAUAAUCAAAAUUCACUGACCAAAAUUCGGUCUUCAAUCAUGCGCACCCUAUCGACGAGAGAUAAGAAGCCAGACGUACAACUUGUAGGUUUUUCGAAUGAUGCUUUUCAAGAGGUUGACUUGGGAAAUCCAAAAGUCACCAUAGAAAUAACCAGUUCUUCCCCGUGCAGUAGCACAGAUCUCAGUGCAAAUAGAGGUAGAAGGCUUACGCCUGAAAAGAGGCUCCAGAGAUUGCUUAUGGCUAGUAAAGUUCCACUGGAGAAAUCCUUAUCUCUUCCUGAUAUGCAGAAGAAAGCAAAAAAUAAGGAGAGAAUUUUAGCCUUGAGAGACUAUAUGCGAUCAGAAUCAGAGAAAAGCUUCGAUCAACAACAAAUGAGAAGGGCCAGGAUGAAAUCACUGGGAUUGGCUUACCUCAGUCCGCAAAACAAGUCUCUGGCACAGAGUUUCAGAUACAUGAGAAACAAGCCAACAAUCAUUGCAUUCAAAACACCCAGUCUAGAGAAUUGUGAACAAAGGGAUUCCUCGAGCUCUAUAGGUUCAACAGUUCCUUAUCAGAACGAGGUGAGGCAUCUUGACCCAGAGAGCCAGGCUGAACAAGGUAGAGUGCCAUUCACCCCCACCCUCAAAGUUACACCGAUGAACUACCCCGUGGGAAAACCCUUAGAGGCACAGCAACUGCGUAGAUCACGUCAUGGUUCAAGACGUCAACAAACGCUUUAUGGUGGUACGGUUACGGAGAUUUUCUUAGAUGGACCCUAUGGUGCACCAUCAAGCCACAUAUUCAUGGCACAGCAUGCGGUUCUUAUAGCCACAGGCAUUGGAGUCACACCAUUUGCCUCCAUUUUGCAAUCAGUAAUGCACAGAUAUUGGAAAGCCAGGCAUACUUGUCCUAAAUGUAAAUUUUCCUGGGCUAGUGACAUACCCGCUAGCGUGAUGAAUUUGAGAAAGGUGGACUUUUUCUGGAUUAACAGAGAUCAGAGAUCCUUCGAAUGGUUCGUCAACUUGCUAUCUCAGCUAGAGAUCGAACAAGCUGAACUUGGUGGAGCCAUGGAGAGAUUUUUAGAGAUGCACAUGUAUAUAACGAGUGCUUUGCAAAAAACCGAUAUGAAAGCAGUAGGUCUGCAGUUGGCCCUUGAUCUCCUCCAUGAGAAGGAAAAGCGAGAUUUGAUCACCGGUCUCAAGACGAGAACAAACGCUGGCCGACCCAACUGGGACAAGGUGUUCAAACAAAUUUCAGACCAGAAGAAGGGAAAAGUUACCGUAUUUUACUGUGGCCCGCCACAAUUAGCAAGGAUUCUUAGGGUUAAAUGCGAUCAAUAUGGAUUCAGUUUUCGAAAAGAGGUCUUUUGAGGUUAUACACGUGAAUGCCUGACAUGUAAAUUAACAAAAAUGAAUGUAUUUAUCUGUAUAUCUGAUUUGAGUGUUUUUAUUGUUGAAUAUUUGUGUCAUAUUUAUUGAUAAUAAAGUAAAUUGUUCAAAUAA
Messenger RNA from Coccinella septempunctata (seven-spotted ladybird), 3855 nucleotides. RefSeq names its product NADPH oxidase 5. Gene Ontology annotation, biological process: superoxide anion generation; defense response. Gene Ontology annotation, cellular component: NADPH oxidase complex; plasma membrane. NCBI's taxonomy places the organism in Eukaryota, Metazoa, Arthropoda, Insecta, Coleoptera, Coccinellidae. The record is from RefSeq and is a predicted model, not a curated record. Gene Ontology annotation, molecular function: calcium ion binding; superoxide-generating NAD(P)H oxidase activity. The coding region runs from base 178 to 3723 and encodes 1181 amino acids. The transcript is spliced from 19 exons.